GCACAACUGUAUAUACACGUGUCACAUUCUCUCUCUGUUCUUCCCCGUAGUUACCGGAGACGACGCCGGGGGAACUUUGCUUCGACUUCACGUGGCCGCUACACGAAGCUUCUCCCCGUUUAUCCCUCUCUCUCUCGCCACCAACCGAACCUUGGUGGAGAGCGAUUUUCGGAAGAGAGAGAGAGAAAUAAGCAGCAGCAGCGCUUCAUCUUCGCUGAUCAAACGUUUGACCCGUGACUUUUUGUCUUCUUCAGGUAAAGGUAAGAGUAAGAGAGAGAGAGCAAUGUCUGGCGUUGGCGAGAAUCAGCUAAUCUCCAUUGUACCUGAUGAACUCAAAUUCCUUUUUGAACUGGAGAAGCAAAGCUACUGUGAUCUUAAAGUUGCUAAUAAAACUGAGGACUAUGUUGCUUUCAAGGUGAAGACAACGUCUCCAAAAAAGUAUUUUGUAAGACCAAACACUGGUGUCAUUCAGCCAUGGGACUCCUGCAUCAUUAGAGUUACUCUACAAGCGCAAAGGGAGUAUCCUCCUGAUAUGCAGUGCAAAGACAAGUUUCUCCUUCAAAGCACCAUUGUGCCUCCACACACUGAUGUUGAUGACCUUCCCCAAGACACUUUUACAAAGGACAGUGGGAAAACGUUAACCGAGUGUAAGCUCAAGGUCUCUUAUAUCUCCUCCUCUACAGCCCAAAAAUCCUCUGAAUCUGGAGCAACUAAUGGCGAUGGAAAUGGCUCUGUAACAAUCUCUACUUUACAGCGGCUGAAGGAAGAGCGAGAUGCAGCUGUUAAGCAAACACAACAACUGCAACAUGAAUUGGAGAUGGUGAAGAAACGAAGAAAUAACAGCGGAAAUGGUUUAUCCUUGAAGUUGGCAGCUUUGGUUGGACUUAUUGGACUCAUCAUCGGUUUCAUCCUAAAACUUACCUUAGCUUCUCCCACAUAAAAAGCUAUCCAGCAGCUUCUCCGCAUGAUCUACCAUCUCCAACAUAUGUAACCGCAGGAACCAUUACGGCGUCAAACAUUUUAGGGGGGUAUUCUACUCUGUUAACUCUCUCUAUAUCCCUCUCAGUCAUUCCAUCUAUUAUGAUCUGUUCUACUUUGUUUUGUGCAUCACAAAUUUGCUUCUUUGUCAGUUGUAUUGGAUGUACAUUUUUUGACCCAACAGACUCUUUCGUGAUUUGAUUGUACUCUUUCACUAAUUCAGUUAGUGGAUAUGCCUAAUCCUUUAUAAGCAUUGUGAAGGAAAUCUGAAUUAA
Eruca vesicaria subsp. sativa (arugula) is the source of this 1253-nucleotide messenger RNA. The record is from the annotation of a GenBank genome assembly. Lineage: Eukaryota; Viridiplantae; Streptophyta; Magnoliopsida; Brassicales; Brassicaceae.